AUGAGCGAACCAUGCGUCUUCAAGGGGUGCUCGAACAUGGCGUUGGUGGCACUGCCCAAGUGUGAGCACUGCGAGAAGCGCUACUGCACGAGCCACAUGCUGCCUGAGCGGCACGGGUGCGGCGAUGCGUGCAAGAACACGGCGCAGCGACAAGCCACCGCCGACGCAGCGGCGCAGCGGCGGGCACGGCGGCACCUCGGCAAUGAGGACGCGAAGAAGCGGCUGGACAAGAAGCUGGAGGCCAACGAAGCGGCGCGUAGAAAGAAGACAAAACCGGCUCAGGCCCCCGCUAAAAAAUGA
This is a messenger RNA of Leishmania mexicana MHOM/GT/2001/U1103, 300 nucleotides long. RefSeq lists its product as hypothetical. The transcript has a single exon. Bases 1 to 300 code for a protein of 99 amino acids. Gene Ontology annotation, molecular function: zinc ion binding. The record is from RefSeq and is a predicted model, not a curated record. Lineage: Eukaryota; Euglenozoa; Kinetoplastea; Trypanosomatida; Trypanosomatidae.